AUGACCACUUUGAAGACAGAACGCUUGCACAUAGCCUGUGUCUACACUGCCACGGUCUACGGGUUCGACGCCAGUGGACUGACGAUCACGAGCUGCACAUGUUGCCGGCUAGCCGUCUGUGCUCUAAGUUCAACACCCCGGGAUCCCCGUGUGAGCAUUGCGGUGGAGCAGCUUCAGGAAGUCUUCGGCCCCUUGGUAACGGACCAGCUGAACCUCAUGGACUGGGCGCCGACGAAAAGGGAAGCCGAGCCCAGCUCGGCCCCUCCAGAUCGCAGCAAAGCCCAAAGAACGGAGCAGGGCAAGGGGAGACCGUGGCAGUCGGCCUCCGCAGGCAGACCACCCUGGCGCAAAGGUGGGGUCAAGGGGCGCCACAACGAUGGCCCCAACCUGACCUACCUGAUCAAAGCAUUGGCGAGACUGGCGCUGCAGCAGGAGACAGCGCUCAAAAUCCUCCGACAGGACUACAGCUGGGUGCUCUUUGUCCAACCGGGGAACCAAGGACCGCUGCCACUUCUCUUCGCUGCCGCUCAGAAGUGGAAGAAGUCGCAGGAGGAGGGAGCGACGACUACCGCCCUUCGCACCACACUCUUCGGGGAGACGCCCACGCCGUUCCAGAAGAAGGCCGAGGAGAUGAACUGGCUACAGGACGGCAGCUGGUGCUAUCAGAAGUGGUCGCCGGCCCUGGGGAGCCUAGUGGUGGACGAGGACAGGCCCCCUCUUCAACACACGAGGCUAGUGGAAGCCCUUCAGCUCAUCCUGCCGAUCAUCAUGCAGCCCUACAUGAUCCACAGAUUUCACGCGACAUGGCCACUUGCAGGGAACAUGACGGGGAUCACCACCAUCCAGCUCGACCUAUCGAACAGAACGCGCGGGCACCAGACAGUGUGGGAGGCGCUGGAAGCUCUCACGGGCUGUUGGGAUGAACCAUGCUGUCGGUUGAUCUUUGUGUGUCCUCUCACUUAUGACAAUGGACACGGGACCCAUUGUUGGUGCCAGUGGGAUUACGAGCGACAGGUGGCCAAACGUCUGAGGAUGAUGGAAAGAAGUGCCUUCAAACGUGGAUUUGAUGUGAUGCCCUUGGCUUGGUUUCGGAAGCGGCUCCCAAUGCGACAUCCAUGGAGUCCAUGGAGGGUGUGCUGCCGUCGCAAUCUUCCGAAGUUCGUCAUUUUUCUGUGCCGCUCCUUGGUCGUGUGGGAAGCUCGACCGUCCUGCACAUGGGUGCUAGCAGAAACGGAGACCCACGUGUUGUGCAUUGAAGAAAAUUUGUCCCGGAAGCAUCAGGAAGCUGGCGUAAUUCUCGACUUUGACUUGAUAUGGGACUGGUCCGAGGUGGACAACCUGGAUGCACAUGAUGCACACAUGCAGCUGGAGAUCGUGUUCCCCUUCUUGCUGCCGCUAGGACGUGAGGCUGCUUGGUGGGUCCACUACGAAGGUUAUUGUUUUGCUAUGGUGCACAUCGAAGAUUACAUGGAUGUGUGUUGGCAUGGUCUCGGUUCUCCGCCUGUCGUUGGCAAAAAGGAACGAAAACGCCGAUUCGAGAGGUGCUCUGGACAUGCUCCUCUUGACAUAGAGGAAUCCGACGAGGAAUCAUCCUUUGACAUUGACCUGGGCAACUUGUAUUGA
Molecule: messenger RNA, 1623 nt
Organism: Symbiodinium sp. CCMP2592
Lineage: Eukaryota; Dinophyceae; Suessiales; Symbiodiniaceae
Source: the annotation of a GenBank genome assembly